This is a messenger RNA of Monopterus albus (swamp eel), 625 nucleotides long. It is a transcript of the gene cdab, whose product is annotated as cytidine deaminase b. NCBI's taxonomy places the organism in Eukaryota, Metazoa, Chordata, Actinopteri, Synbranchiformes, Synbranchidae. The coding region runs from base 1 to 522 and encodes 173 amino acids. The transcript is spliced from 5 exons. The record is from RefSeq and is a predicted model, not a curated record. Gene Ontology annotation, cellular component: cytosol. Gene Ontology annotation, molecular function: zinc ion binding; cytidine deaminase activity.
AUGAGUUUUGGCAGCAACAAAAGUGCCUCCCAUUGCCCAGUGACAUACAGCUCUACAAAUAUUAAGGAGCAGGGCUCCCAACCCUUGUCUCAGGAAACAGUCAAGGAGCUGAUCAAACAGUCUCAGGAAGCAAAGAAGCAUGCCUACUGUCGGUACAGCAAAUUCAGAGUGGGAGCCGCUCUCCUGACCAAUGAAAACCGGGUGUUUACAGGUUGCAAUGUGGAGAAUGCAUGCUACAACCUGGGUAUAUGUGCUGAAAGGACUGCAAUCGCAAAGGCAGUAUCAGAAGGUUACAUAACUUUCAAGGCCAUUGCAAUUGCCAGUGACGUGAGUGAGAAGUUCAUCACCCCGUGCGGUGGCUGCAGGCAGUUCAUGAGAGAGUUUGGGUCAGAUUGGGAUGUGUACCUUUCAAAGCCUGAUGGCUCAUGUCUGAAGAUGACUGUGGAUGAGCUGCUGCCCGUCUCCUUCGGCCCUGAAGACCUGUACAUGGAAAAGGUGUUUGACAUUGACAACAAGUACUGAGCCUGUGUUCUAGUAUAAAAUGCUCACGUGUUGGUUUUUAUUGCACCAUGACAUGCACUGUUUAAUGCACAUGCAUAUCUGUCACAUAUUUAAUUCACACUCU